UGGAAAUUAACCUAAAAUAAAAUAUUUUGUUUCUGUACUUUUGUAGUGAGAUAGUGGACAGUGUUUUGUUGGGAUUCAAGUUUCCAAAGUUUUUACUCAGUUUAUUGUGUCAUUGUCGGUUGAUAAUGGAUCUAGAUGAUGCGAUUUUAGUUGACAUGGUUCGUCAAUAUUCAGUACUGUAUGAUAAAUCACACAAGGAUUUUGAAGACAGAAAUAUUAAAGAAAAUGCAUGGAAAACUAUUUCCUCAGCCCUCUAUGUUGAUGUGAAUGUUGCACAGGCGAGAUGGACUGUACUGAGAACGAAAUAUGGUGUUGAGAAGAAAAAUUAUAAAAAAAUGCCUUCUGGGUCUGGGGCAAAGAAAACGUGGCCCUUGCUAUCAAGCAUGGCUUUUCUUGAUAAACACAUGACAAUGAGGAAAACAACAGGAAAUAUAAGUGCUCCUGACAAACAGUCCCAGCCAUCAAGCAGCAAUUCCAAUUCACAGUCACCUUGGAGUUCUCUUAGUAUGAUAAUAGGAGACAAUAUAGAUUGUAUGGAAGGAUCCAGGAAAGGAUGUAGUAGUAGUCAACAAUCCAGUGAAUUAUCUGACUCAGAAAUUCAAUUACCUGAGGAGACUGAUGAUGUGGCAGACAAGGAAAACCUUGAUGAAACCAUCUUGACUGAGCAGAGUCAAAGAAGGGUUUUCACUGAAUAUAAAAAUGAAACCCCACCAUUGAAAAAAAAAAGAAAGAAAGCUGAAGAAGCAAAUGUGAUGAUGAAACUAUCCUCAACAUUCGAUAAUUUUAAUGAAUAUCUUAAAACAAAAUCAUGUGCAAAAAAUAUGGUUCGAGAUAUGGUUGAUGUAGAACAUGAAUCUGUUAUGAGCUUCAUGACUUCAAUAGGUAAUGAUCUCUUACUGAUUAAGAAUAAAAGAAUUAGAUAUUCUGCUAAAAAGGAAAUAUUGAAUAUUGUUCAGCAGGCGAGAUGCAAUGAUGCUUCAGAAAAUGAGUCUGAAAAUGAAUAA
Phaedon cochleariae (mustard beetle) is the source of this 1004-nucleotide messenger RNA. Lineage: Eukaryota; Metazoa; Arthropoda; Insecta; Coleoptera; Chrysomelidae. The record is from the annotation of a GenBank genome assembly.